CUUUAUAACUUCCUUGUAAAUACGACAGGUAAAAGUAGUUAGUUGGUUAACAACUAACCUGCAGAAAAUGUCGGAUUUUACAGGUGUAUUUUAUAUCUUCUUAUGGAUAUCUUACACUCAAGCGAUGUACCUUGUUUCAGAAGACAAGUCAAUGUGGAGCGGGAACAAAAAAUGUCGAUUCGCUGACACAAUACAGUUUGACUUUUCUGGUGACAAGGUUACAGUUAAUAUUUCUAACAUUGACGUUUGGGACAAUGAAAAGAUUUGGGUUGGAUACUUCAGAAGAUACACGACUUUUGUAUAUACUGGCUGCGUGUCUGUCAACGAUAUAUGGGAACAUAGAGGUCAAGUUCAAAUAAAAAAUUCGAAUCCAGGAAAAUGUUUUUCUGCAUGUAGAAACAAUCGUUACAUAGGCAUUACCGGAGAAAAGUGUUAUUGCCUUGGUGACGGUUUAACAAACUCUACAUUUGAUUUACACGUUUAUUGUGAAUCAAGCUGUACAUCCCCCAAAGUUGCAUGUGGCGGAAACCAUAGUGGUGACAUAUAUUUGUCAGUAUAUCGAACCAGUCUCAAUGAUUCUUUCAUUAACGAUAAAAAUUGUUUAUCAUUUGAUCCAAAAGGUAGGACAUAUAUUUGGAAGAAAUGCGCCGGGAAAUCUUCCAGUUUCUUAGAAAUGUGUGCCACAGAAAAUCACGUGUUUGUGAACACCUCAUCAUACCAGAAUUGGUUGAGCACAGUUAAUAAAUGUUUCAAAAACAGUAGCAGACCAACCGAUUAUUCUAAUUCAAAUCUUUUGAAAGUGGACUCAGGAUCUGAAUUCUGGACCGGAAUCAUAAGUAGCAAAGUUAUUUACACAACAGAUGAACAUAUACCACAAACAGGCGAAAUUGAGUUUGGGUACUUGAAGCGAACUGACGGAAACAUAUAUCAGCUAAAAUUUAAAAAGGAUGACAGUGACGAAAGAUAUCUUUGCAGUACCGAGCAAACUACAGAUAAAACGACUGGAAAUGUAUUGAUAAAUAGCAAAUUAACUACAAAAGCACAACAAGUUAUGGCAGAACAGAAAGGAUCGACUACAGGUGUCCCUGUUGGGAUCUCAGUGGCUGUUGUUUUUGUUAUUGCUGCAGUUAUUAUAGUCAUUGUUGUUUUGAAACGACGAGGUCUGAUUCCAAACAUGUGUUACAGAGAAGCUGCUCCAAGUAAAUCUAUAAAAUACACCACUGAUAUAGCCGUAGUCAGCAACAAUAAUUACGAAGAAGUCAAAGAUUCUCCGUAUGACAAGAGUAAGGGAACUGCAACACAGAUUGGCAUGGACAACUCUGUUGAUUCUCCUGAAGACAGUGGACACUAUGCACAUACCUACUUUGUACUAGAGGAUAAUGCAAAUCACUCUAAACCAAAAAAUAGCAUCGCAGUUUCAAGCAAACAUUUUAAAGGAAAAGACGAAGGCAAUGUGUACAACACAUUGAACUCAGAUAUAAAGAACAAAAACAACGUUGACAACACUUACGACACAAGCGAGACAGCGGUCAGAAAAUUGAAAACUCAGCUUAGUAAAGAGUUUGAUGGACAAAAGGAAAUUGUGUUUAACGACAGGGAUGAAGAUACUUACAACCAUAUUAACGGAAAACCUUACAACAAGAACAACACUGAUAAUGUCUAUGGUGUCAAUGGAAAUGAUUAUGGAGAUAUUCAAAAACGUUCCGAAAAAGGGACUGACUCAGAAGAUACGUACAAUCGUAUAAACUAAACUCAGUUUCAGACCAACGAAAACGUUUGAUUAAUUUGAAUUCUCACCACUAAUAAGUUACUUUUGACCGUGCUUGAUCGAAAAAUAUAAAAUAUAUGUUCUAGUCGUUGAAUGAUUCAAUACUCGGGUCCCCUCAAAUCGUCCCCGACGGAUACAAUAUGAUCACAACCAUUAUCUUUACAAAAUGUAUAGAAAGAACAACAGAACAAUUUAGUUAUGAAAUAACGUUUGAUGUGUUGCAAGCGACUUGGUUAAAGCUGAACUCAAAGAACGGGAUAAAGCAUGAAAUGAAUAUAAAGAGUACGUGUUCCAAAUGAUCAAAUAUGUUUUAAUCAACAAACUGGUUGUAAAUAUCAUAAACCUAAACACUAAGAAACGAAUAAUCGUUCCUCCAAACUAUCUUUUACAUAGCCAUCCUUAGCUUUUUCACUUUACCAACGACCAUGUCGUUUGCACAUUCUAUCCUUAACGCCUUUAUUAGCGGCAGCGGUUCCACCGCCUGACCUUAACGAAUGUAAACAAUAUUUGUUAAUAUCUGUUACAAAUGGAAUUAAAUAUCGCAAAGUA
This is a messenger RNA of Ruditapes philippinarum (Manila clam), 2317 nucleotides long. RefSeq lists its product as uncharacterized. Bases 68 to 1750 code for a protein of 560 amino acids. The record is from RefSeq and is a predicted model, not a curated record. Lineage: Eukaryota; Metazoa; Mollusca; Bivalvia; Venerida; Veneridae. The transcript has 10 exons.